CAGACGCACUUCCCGAACGAUUCCUCUGUGGCUUCCAACAAUUGAAGACAUCAACCAACCAACCAACCAACCUCUCGCGUUUAGCUAGCCAUUUACAGCAGGGCGAUUUCCACCUGCCUUACAUCACUCCUCGUCCCAAACCAAACAACAAACAAACAAUUGUCCCCAGAAAAUAAAUCAUCCUCCACCAUGUCUCGGGCAGGAACCUGGAUGAAGAUGCUCGGCGUCGGCAUCGUCAUCUGUGUCGGCGGUCCGGCUUUCGUCCAAUACAUCCGUCCUACCGACGAAGAAUUGUUCAAGCGUUAUAACCCGGAUCUUCAGAAGCGGAGUUUGGAGGAAGGUGAUCGCCGGGCUCGGGAAUUCGAUGAAUAUGUUACCCGGUUGAAGCAAUGGUCUAAGUCUGAUAAGUCGAUCUGGUAUGCGGCGCAGGAACAACAGGAACAGAAGCGCGUGGAGGCUGAGGUACAACGGAACCAGGCUAGGGAUGAUGCGAAGGUACAACGUGAGGAGAUGAGGAAGGAAUUGCUGGGUGAGAAAUAGGAUGUAUAUCUCCAGUGGAGUGAAAUUGCUGUGACUAGCUCAUUUCUCUAUGCUGGAGAUGUAGCUGGAUCGGACAUGAUGCCAGGAAGGACUGUUGACUCCUGCAUCGUCCUUGUAUUUAUACCCAUUGCGUCUACCUGAGACCUGUCCAAAAAGCAUUGUGGGGGAAGCAUUUGGCUCAGAGUUUGUGGAGUUUCGGAGGCUACGG
Molecule: messenger RNA, 748 nt
Organism: Aspergillus costaricaensis CBS 115574
Lineage: Eukaryota; Fungi; Ascomycota; Eurotiomycetes; Eurotiales; Aspergillaceae
Exons: 3
Coding region: 190-540 (116 amino acids)
Biological process (GO): mitochondrial respiratory chain complex III assembly
Cellular component (GO): mitochondrial membrane
Source: RefSeq, a predicted model, not a curated record